Messenger RNA from Apis laboriosa (Himalayan honeybee), 596 nucleotides. It is a transcript of the gene Dh31, whose product is annotated as diuretic hormone class 2. The transcript has 4 exons. Gene Ontology annotation, molecular function: G protein-coupled receptor binding; diuretic hormone activity. Gene Ontology annotation, biological process: body fluid secretion. The coding region runs from base 107 to 430 and encodes 107 amino acids. Lineage: Eukaryota; Metazoa; Arthropoda; Insecta; Hymenoptera; Apidae. The record is from RefSeq and is a predicted model, not a curated record.
CUUCGCCCUCGAAGAAACAACCUUGUGUCUUAAGGAACGACUUUACCGGCAUUCCUUAUACCUGACAAGGGAGUAUUAAUCGUAAGAUUUAAAAGAAUCAUCGAGGAUGCAGCAAGGAAUCAUAUCGUUCUAUGUACUAUUAAUGGUUGUGGGUCUUUUCGUGUCGUCCAAUCUUUCGACGAAUGCCGCACCUCAACAAGGAUAUUGGAGUCAAUUUGAUGAAGAAGAUCCGGAAGCAUUGAUGGAAAUUAUUACUCGACUUGGUCACACCAUGAUACGCAAUCCAGAGCUUGAAAAUAGCAAACGAGGAUUGGAUCUCGGUUUGAGUCGUGGAUUCAGCGGAUCACAAGCUGCAAAACAUUUAAUGGGACUAGCCGCGGCAAAUUAUGCCGGAGGACCCGGUCGUCGACGUCGUUCUGAACAAGCUUAGAUUAAAACACAUUUGAUCGAUUGAUCGCGAUUUCGAUUAUCUCGAAUUUUAACAUCAUAGAUGUUUACUUAUGCGCCUUCUUUCUUGCAUUCGUUCGUAAAGAUUUCUUUUCUAUUCAAAAUCUAUCAUAAAAUAUCUAAUAAUUUUAAAAAGCUGCUUUAUCUUU